GCUUCUCUUUCGGUACUACACCGUUUUCCCUCCGACGCUUAAUGGAACCUUUCUCUUUGUUCCGGCCUCACUGGAGCAAACAUGGCGGCAGAGGGAGACGUCGAUUUGGACCUGGAAGCCGACGAAAACUGCACGGGAAAACCGGCAGAAAAGCCUCGGAAACAUGACAGCGGAGCCGCUGACUUGGAGAGAGUCACGGACUACGCGGAGGAGAAGGAAAUCUCCAGCUCUGACUUAGAAACGGCGAUGUCGGUGAUUGGAGACAGAAGGUCACGAGAACAGAAAGCCAAACAAGAGAGAGAAAAAGAGUUGGCCAAAGUCACCAUCAAGAAAGAGGAUGUGGAACUAAUUAUGUCAGAGAUGGAGAUUUCGAGGUCCGUGGCGGAGCGCAGUCUGAGGGAACACAUGGGGAACGUGGUGGAGGCUCUGGUGGCUCUGACCAACUGAACAAACAGCAUCCACACACUGGAACACUGGACUGCUGCAAUUUGGUUUUUCACCAGAGCUCAUCAAGACAAUGAGGCUGAACUGAACUCAGCGGUUAAACUGUCAUGGUUUUCAUCUUUUUUUCUUUUUUUUUAAAUAAAAGUUGCCCUGCCUUCAUUUGGUGCCAGUGA
Messenger RNA from Sander lucioperca (pikeperch), 617 nucleotides. RefSeq names its product huntingtin interacting protein K (gene hypk). Gene Ontology annotation, biological process: negative regulation of apoptotic process; protein stabilization. The record is from RefSeq and is a predicted model, not a curated record. The coding region runs from base 82 to 447 and encodes 121 amino acids. NCBI's taxonomy places the organism in Eukaryota, Metazoa, Chordata, Actinopteri, Perciformes, Percidae. The transcript is spliced from 4 exons.